UGUUAUUCAAGUGAUCUUCGUAGUAAUAUUUUUUGAAAUUAAAGGGUACAAAAAUCGCGGCGAAAAUACAUCAAUUCCUUGACCUGGAUUCAGAAAAUCGUGUUAGUGUCCAUUUCUAAGGAUUUAAUAAAUAAGAACGAAUAUGAUUGAACAUUUAAGUAAAUUUAUACAAAAAUGAAUGAAUAUAUCGACAAGGGAUAAUAGAUAAACUAGGGGGUGAGCAUUUAUAGAACCUACCUUCCAUGUCGUACAACAUUAUGUGUACAGCGUGAAUGAGACGAAUAAAAUAACAUCAAAAUUAAUUAUGAUUCCUUUAAUCAAGUACAUUUACUUGAAAAGAAUUGCAUUAUUAUCAGUGUAUAAAACUGAUGAUGAAGUUAAUUAUUAUUUAAUACGAUUAAUGUGAAAUUAACAAUUUUUCAUAUGACUAUAAUCUUAUAAUUAGAAUUGUAAUCAUGAAGUAAUGAGAUUGGCUAUAUUAUAAGAGAUGAUUCUAAUGCUCGACUAACGUGACUAUAAAUAAUACGUGCAAUGCACAAAAAUGUGGAUUAUUCUUGGAACAGAAUUGAUGUUAUAUCGGAGAUAGCGUUCGUUGAGAGAACUCUUACAGACAAGCUUAAGUGGUACAUUAUUACAAUGCAUAAUGUACAAAUAAAUAAUAUCGUUUAGCCUUAUUUCAAAUGGAUUGUAAAUAUUUGUGUUCUACAACACACAUAUCUGAGAUUUAAUUGUACGGUAUUUAUAUUACAUAAUAUGUAAUUAUCUAGUAUUUGCUGCAAAUUCAGAAUUUUUAUUAUGAUGCAAAAAAAUAUUUGCUUAUGAUAAAUUGUAUAAUUUAAUGUUAAAAAGAGAUUUGAUAAAAUUAUACCUAUGGGUGUCUCAAAGAUGCUUAAACGUUUGUUAUAUACAAAUUUUGUAUUAUGCGGUUCGAAGGCCAUAGGAAUUUUGGCACCCUUAACAAUACCUCCUUUACACAUAGCUUUUUUAUAUUAUUUUUGGCAAGAAUACACACGUGAUGUUGACAAACAAUAUUGUUCAUGUUCGUGCUGGGAUACGGUGUUUAAAGGAUCAUAUGAAUCAGGAAUUGCCUCUUAUAAGCAUAUGUACUUUAAUGCUACUAUGAAUAGUUUAAAAAUAUGGAUUACCAUAGUUAUCGGUGUUGUUACUUUCUAUGAAACAGUUAAGUACUUAAUAUGGUUGGCGUUUCAACAGCGCCUCAGACAUAGUAUGAUGUUACUUUUUUCAACCGCUAUUUUCUCACAUUAUUACUCAUGGUGGGUGUAUAUUAAUUAUUGGAACGACGAUUUCUACUCUCAGUGGUAUCAUCAACUAUUUUUUUCUAUCACUGAGUUGAUAUCAACCUUCCUGGUUGUUCACUUGGCAGACAAAAAACAUCUUAUAACUCACAGAAAAGCAUUUGGAAUAAUUGCCAUUGCAAUUUUGCAUAUUGUAGCCGGUGGUUGGGAUCAGUUCGUUGCCAAUGUUGUAAGAGGAGAAGGAUAUGCUCACCAGGUUGUACGAGAUUUGGGAUUUAUGAUCCCUGAUAUUCUUCAUGUUGCUGUUCCUCUGUGGUCCAUGCAGUGGAAGAAUGCUUAUAAUCUUCCAGGAUCUAGUACACGAGAUCCUAGCAUUAGAAGAGAUCUUGCUUAUAUGUUAGGCAUGAUAUUAAUAGGACUAUGUGUUUGUGCCAUUUUAUAACAUGGUAAAUCAAACUUCAAAACGUGGUAGUGUCCUCAAAGUUAGGAAGAAUAUCUUCAUUGUUUCUAUGUUUCUAUUGCUUUUUGAAAAAGCUUUUCAAAAAUCUCAUAACUUUAAUAUUUAAUGUUUCGAUUGAAAGUAAUGAUACUAAUUGUGAACACUUAUCAAGUAGCGAUCAAAAAAUAAUACUAUUAUUUAUUUCAUUGAAAAUAUCAUAUUUUUGAUGUUUGACUGAAAUUUUAGCUUAAAUAGCGUAUUUGUAGGAUAUGUAGAAGAAACAUCCAAAGAUUUGAAAUCAAAAUCAUUUGAAAUAUUUUUGUUACCUCAAUAGUACAAAUAGUUACAUUCAUUUAUUCCCUUUCUAAGUAGAAUAUAUUAGAUAAACGCUUUUUAGUUUUGUAUUCGUAGGAAUGUAAGUGACACAACUUAUGACUUCCAUAGAUUGCGUUUUACCCUAUUAGCACAAUCAUAUCAUGUAUAUAGAAUUCUUCAGAAAAAACAUUUCUUAACUAAUUAGUAUAUAUUAAUCUUUUAACUUGGAAUAAAAGAUAAUUUUUCAAAUGGCUAUAAAAGUAGUUUAAACAGAUAUGAUAUGAUAAAUAUGAUUUUGUUAAAAAAAUAUCUUAGUUUUUAGAGUUACCCUCACAUCAUUAAUAUUUUUAUAAUAUUUCGUCCCCCCUUUCAUUAUCUUAAACAAUAGCUAUAUAUUAAAACUUAGCAGUCUGUUAUUUUGUAGAUGGAUUUAGAAUGAACAGUGAAAUCGUUUGUAAUCUUAUGAAUGUAUUUAUUGCACGAUAAGUGUGGCUAUACUUAUAGUAAUUAGUAUUAAAUCAUCAUAAUUUUGAAAAAGGAUAAAAGUCAAUUGAAAAAUGAUAUCAAGGGAUAACAUAUCAUUGUGUAUCCAUUUAAUAUGCUCUCUGUUGAAGAUAAGAAAAUAGAGGUAAUAUCAAAGUGAACACGGUAUAAUUGGUAUUAUAUUGAAAAUGGAAUAUUUGGUAAAGGAGGCUUAAUAUUUGAAGUGCCUAACAACACUGCGCAGUAACUAUAUCGGUUACUGUUACUCAUUGUCUGUAUAUCGAGUGCCAGAAUGAUAUUGUAAGUUUGUCUCAUAUAUAAGUGCCAAGACAACAAUGCAAUGAAAUAUAAUGCAACAAACGUGAAGUAAAGAAGAAAGC
Polistes dominula (European paper wasp) is the source of this 2873-nucleotide messenger RNA. RefSeq lists its product as uncharacterized. Lineage: Eukaryota; Metazoa; Arthropoda; Insecta; Hymenoptera; Vespidae. The record is from RefSeq and is a predicted model, not a curated record.